Molecule: messenger RNA, 1572 nt
Organism: Zea mays
Lineage: Eukaryota; Viridiplantae; Streptophyta; Magnoliopsida; Poales; Poaceae
Product: nucleoside transporter
Exons: 2
Coding region: 78-1223 (381 amino acids)
Biological process (GO): nucleoside transmembrane transport
Cellular component (GO): plasma membrane
Molecular function (GO): nucleoside transmembrane transporter activity
Source: RefSeq, a predicted model, not a curated record
AAAGAAAACCCAACGCAAAAGCAACAAACAACUCCCAAGGUCCAAAGCCCACCCGUACUCAUCCGAGAUCCCCAACCAUGGCCGUCGGCGACGUGGAGACGGCGGCGCCGCUGCUGCCCCCGCCGGCGUCUGCCCUGGCGGACGAGCCCUCCGCGGGCCCGCCCCCAGACGACCGGCUCGGCAUCGGCUACCUCAUCUUCUUCACCCUGGGCGCCGGCUUCCUGCUCCCCUGGAACGCGUUCAUCACCGCCGUCGACUACUUCGACUUCCUCUACCCGGGGGCCCCCGUCGACCGCGUGUUCUCCAUAUCCUACAUGGUCUCCGCCUUACUGCCCCUGCUCGUCAUCGUGCUCUUCUUCCCCAAGUCCAGCGCCCCCAUCCGCAUCAACACGGGGCUCACGCUCUUCACGCUCACGCUCGUGCUCGUGCCCGCAAUGGACCUCAUCUACGUCAAGGGGAGGGCCGGGCUGUACGGAGCGUUCGAUGUGACUGUCGCCGCCACGGCUCUGUGCGGGGUCGCCGACGCGCUCGUGCAGGGAGGCGUCAUCGGCUUCGCGGGGGAGCUGCCCGAACGGUACAUGCAGGCCGUCGUCGCCGGAACCGCCGCCUCAGUACACAUUUCUGCAUGGACUUCAUUCUGCAGGAGUGCUUGUCUCGGCACUGAGAGUCUUCACCAAGGCACUGUACCCACAGGACGCGAACGGGCUAAGGCAAAGCGCGAUCCUCUACUUCGUGGCCGGCAUAGUCCUCAUGGUCAUCUGCAUCGUGUGCUACAACGUGGCGGACAGGCUCCCGGUCGUGAUAUACUACAAGAACAUGAAGAAGAGGGCGCAGAAAGCGGAGGUCGGCGGCGGCAUGACGGGCCCCGCGUGGAGGUCGACGCUGUGGAGCAUCGUCGGGACCGUGAAGUGGUACGGGAUCGGAGUGGCGCUCAUCUACGCCGUCACGCUCUCCAUCUUCCCAGGGUACAUCACGGAGGACGUGCACUCCGAGGCGCUCGGGGACUGGUACCCCAUCAUCCUCAUCACCGCCUACAACGUGUUCGACCUCGUCGGCAAGGCCCUGCCCGCUGUCUACCUCCUCCAGAAUGGCAGCGCCGCCAUCGCGGGGUCCUUUGCGAGGCUCCUGUUCUACCCGCUCUUCUACGGCUGCCUGCACGGGCCGAGCUUUUUCCGCACCGAGAUCCCCGUCACCGUGCUGACGUGCCUCCUGGGGCUCACUAACGGGUACCUGACCUCCGUCCUCAUGAUCCUCGCGCCCAAGGCUGUUCCCAUCCACCACUCGGAGACUGCCGGGAUCGUCAUCGUGCUGUUCCUCGUUGUUGGCCUUGUCAUUGGUUCCAUUGUGGCUUGGUUCUGGGUCAUCUGAUACCGGGGUACGUUCUCUGUCACGUCGAUGUAUCAUAGCACCAUGCUCGUGUUCUUUUGUGUUCGAUUUGCCACGCAAUGACAACUUGUUAGUGUAUACUGUAACCCAGGUGAAAAGAUUUCCGAAAUGUGUAAUUUGCAACUCUUGGAAUUGGAUUUGAAGGUGACCUAAUGUCAAUGUGAAGAAUCUCGGCUCCUUAUCAAA